Molecule: messenger RNA, 366 nt
Organism: Lentinula edodes (shiitake mushroom)
Lineage: Eukaryota; Fungi; Basidiomycota; Agaricomycetes; Agaricales; Omphalotaceae
Exons: 1
Source: RefSeq, a predicted model, not a curated record
AUGGUUGGCAUACCGAAGGAAAUACUAGGCUGGAUACAAAGACAAUAUGCCCAGCGCAAAACCCAACUCUCUUUCGACGACUACAUCUCCCUGCCCUUCAGUGUUCCAGGAGGCGAGGACCAAGGAGAUCCUUUUGCAGCGGUUGGAUACAUCCUCUAUGCGGCUGGUCUACUUCGACUUGUUCAAGCAGAGAGUAGAGAACAAGGUUUUGGUUUCAUGGAUGAUGUCGCAGGAAUGAAAUGGGCGAAGGGAGUGGAUGAACUUCAUGCGGAAAUAGGUGAUAUGAUGAGCAGAGAAGGCAGGGUUCUAGACUGGGCAACAGCACACAACUGCCAUUUUGGCGUCACAAAGUUUAAAUUGGUUGAC